This is a messenger RNA of Empidonax traillii (willow flycatcher), 1970 nucleotides long. RefSeq names its product transcription factor SPT20 homolog. Gene Ontology annotation, molecular function: transcription coregulator activity. The record is from RefSeq and is a predicted model, not a curated record. The transcript is spliced from 20 exons. Gene Ontology annotation, cellular component: SAGA complex. Lineage: Eukaryota; Metazoa; Chordata; Aves; Passeriformes; Tyrannidae. Gene Ontology annotation, biological process: regulation of transcription by RNA polymerase II. The coding region runs from base 138 to 1970 and encodes 610 amino acids.
GCGGAGCUGCUGUCCCUGGGGCUCCGCGGGACAGGCCAGCAGUACCCCGAGUCUGACCAUAAAAUAUGAUUCUUUGCCUGCUGCACCACACUCCCUAAGUACUUCUUUUGCCAUUUGGUCACUUGGCUUCAACUACAAUGCAACAAGCUUUGGAAGUGGCAUUGGAUCGUGCUGAGUAUAUCAUUGAAAGUGCCCAUCAGAGACCUCCCAAAAGAAAAUAUUUAUCCAAUGGAAGAAAAUCUGUGUCUCAAAAACUCUAUGAUUUAUAUACAGAAGAAUGUGAAAAAGAACCCGAGAUAAAGCAGAAGCUGAGGAGAAAUGUGAAUUUACUUGAGAAGCUGGUUAUGCAGGAGACGUUGUCAUGUUUGGUAGUGAACCUCUAUCCGGGAAAUGAGGGUUAUUCACUUAUGCUCAGGGGAAAAAAUGGUUCAGAUUCUGAGACCAUUCGUCUGCCUUAUGAGGAGGGAGAGCUGCUUGAAUAUUUGAACGCCGAGGAACUGCCACCUAUUUUGGUUGAUCUUUUGGAAAAAUCUCAGGUUAAUAUUUUUCAUUGUGGAUGUGUCAUAGCAGAAAUACGUGACUGUAGGCAGUCUGGUACCAUGAAAUCUCCAAUAUACCAAAGCAAGCAUGUUCUUUUGCGUCCUACAAUGCAGACUUUAAUUUGUGAUGUUCAUUCUAUAACAGGUGACAACCACAAAUGGACACAGGAGGACAAACUCCUACUUGAGAGCCAACUUAUUUUGGCUACAGCAGAGCCUUUGUGUCUUGAUCCUUCAAUAGCAGUGAUGUGUACUACAAACAGACUCCUGUACAACAAGCAGAAGAUGAACACUCGCCCCAUGAAACGGUGCUUCAAAAGGUACUCAAGGUCCUCUCUGAACAGACAGCAGGAAGUAGCUCACUUCUCAACUCCACCUCAGCUCAGACUACUUGACUACUUACAGAAAAGGAAGGAGAGGAAAGCAGCCCAGCAGUAUGACCUCAAAAUUUCUAAAGCUGGAAACUGCGUAGAUAUGUGGAAACAGAACCCUUGCUACUUGACUGUCCCUUCUGAAGUAGAUGUGGAAAAAUAUGCCAAAGUGGAAAAGUCUACCAAGCCUGAUGACUCACAACCAACUGUCUGGCCAGCACAUGAAAUAAAAGAUGAUUAUGUAUUCGAAUGUGAAGCUGGUAAUCAGCUUCAAAAAACAAAGCUGACCAUUUUCCAGUCUCUUGGCAAUCCCUUGUACUAUGGUAAAAUUCAGACACUCAAAGGUGAUGAGGAAAAUGACAACCCGUUUACUCCAUCACAGUUCCUUAUUGGUUCGAAGACUGAUGCUGAAAGGGUGGUGAACCAGUAUCAGGAGUUGGUACAAAGUGAAGCCAAAUGUCCUGUGAAAAUAUUUCAUAAUUCAAGUGGAUCAGUCAAUCUUAGUCAUCUUUCUCCAGGGAAGGAAAUGGAACCAGAAAGUAUAUCAGGCUCUGUUCAGUCUUCAGUGCUGGGGAAAGGUGUAAAACACCGACCUCCUCCUAUCAAAUUACCUUCAAGUUCAGGAAGUAGCUCUUCAGGUAAUAUUUUUAGUUCACAACAGUCAAGUGGCCAUCUAAAAUCCCCAACUCCUCCUCCUCCUUCUAAGCCUCCUGGUCUAUCUCGGAAACAAUCUAUGGAUCUUAAUCAAGUUAGCAUGCUCUCUCCACCUGCCUUGUCUCCUGUGAGCUCUUCACAAAGAACAACCUCCACCCCGGUCAUGGAAAACCCUACAGGACUUAACUUCAUCAAUGUAGUGGGCUCAGUGUGUGGAGCACAGUCACUGAUGAGUGGUUCAAACCCUAUGCUGGGGUGCAGCACUGGUGCCAUAGCCCCUGCAGGUAUAAAUCUGAGUGGCAUUUUACCGUCAGGAGGUCUGGUACCAAGUGCACUGCCCGCUGCAAUGCAGUCUGCCCCUCAAGCAGGUCAGUGUGACUCAGUUGAAAAGCCACCCUUCAGAUAG